Molecule: messenger RNA, 3930 nt
Organism: Pantherophis guttatus
Lineage: Eukaryota; Metazoa; Chordata; Lepidosauria; Squamata; Colubridae
Source: RefSeq, a predicted model, not a curated record
GCCCUAGCGCUGCUUUGCGCGGCAGAGUACUAUCCUGCUUUGCCAGCUGGGUUCGCCCACAUCUCCGCCUCCGCCCGCACUUGGAAACCUCCCCGCUCGCUGAGCUCCCCUGAGUCGCAACCCAGUUGCUCAGCCGCCGCUGGACAGAGCCUGGUUUGGCCCUCGUGCCCACUCUGGGGGGCAGAGCCCCUGCCUCUCCGCCCGCACUGCCCCAGCCCCCCGGUACCGGCUGGAGCUGCCCGACCGCUCCUCCCGGUUGCCGUGCGAGCGACGGUGGCAUUGGCGUCUGAAUGUCGCAGCAGCUUCCCGCAACUGAGCCCGCUGCCCCAACCCAGCCGGCACCGGGCUGGUGAGUGUAGUUUCACCCGCCCUACCCAACCCCGCUUUUCCCAGGCACACUCACCGCGUGGCAGGCAUGCACUAAGGAGUCGGCCGCGGACGAGCGGAGUGCGCGCGGCUGAGCUGCCGCCCAGUUGUUGCUGCGCGCGAAGAAGGAGCCGAAGCGAGCCAAGCGGCGCCGGAGUCAUCGGUGGAUUCCUAUGAAGAGCUCAGAGAAAAGCAUUUUGAAGUAUAUGCCCAGCAAAGCUCAUCUCAUCUCAAGGGUGUUAUUCACCUCCCUUCUGCCUCUGUCUAUGAGUUUGGUCAGCCAUGGCUAGAGAAGUUUAUUUAUUGCUUCUUUUAUUGUUCUGUGGGAGAACAAUUUCUGAACGGCAGCCUUUGCCUCAAAUGCCUUCUGAAACUCUAGAUUUUGGGUAUGUUCCCCACAAGAUAUACAACACCAAUGCUUAUUAUGAGCCCGGAACAAUAGGGAUUUUGUUCCACAUUGUCCACGCUUUCCUCUGCAUUGUUCAGCCCAAUUACUUCCCUCAAGAUCUUAUCAAAAAGUUAGCACUACAGACAUUUGGAAAUAAGCCUGGUGAUUAUCAAAAGCCCGAAAAUGUUGUAUUGACUCUUCAGGCAGUUUACUAUGAAAUUGGCUUCAUAAUCUCAGCUGCCCUGGGAAUCCUAUUUGUCCUGUUGCUUCCACUGAUUGGCCUCUGUUUCUGCCUGUGCCGAUGUUGCGACAAUUGUGGUGGGGAAAUGCACCAGAGACAGAAAAAGAACGCCAACUGUCAGAGAGGCUGCUUCGCUAGCCUCCUCUUGGUAGCUACAUUGCUAAGCAGUAUUGGGGUGUUUUUUGCCUAUGCGGCUAACCAGCAUCUCACAAGCCAAGUCCGAGGAGCCAGGGGACUCAUGAACAAUAAUUUCAGAGACCUUCGGAUGUUCCUGAAUGGAACUCCUGGGCAAAUCGACUAUUUGGUGAAUCAGUAUAACACUACCAUGAAGAAAGCACUUUCUGAUCUUAAUAAUGUUGGGACAUUGCUUGGCAGUCGAGUCUGGGAACAGCUGGGAAAGGAGGUAUACCCUGCUCUUGAUGUUGCCCUUACCAUGGCAGGAGUCAAAGUGGAAAGGGCCAUUAAAGCUAUUAGAGAGACAAAAGAGGCACUGGAGAAUGUGAGUGGGUGUCUGGAAAUGCUACAGGAGGGCACUGAGAAGCUGCACACCAGUCUGAUGGAUGUGAUGGAAGACUUGAUAGAUACUCUAAAUGAUUCAGCUUGCAUGGCUACCCAGGUUGCUUCAACUUGCAAUCUUAUCAGAAAUUCUUCGAAUCAGCUGACCAUUAAUGCUAAUUACAGCAAGUUACCAGGAGUGAACCCUCAGCUUGCCAGAGUCAAUGAAGUCCUUAAAAUAGACCUUUCCAAUCUCAUUCAAAAGGGUUAUGCAGCAUUUAAUGAUACUCCUGAACUGGUACGGGAUCAAACAAAGAAUAUUUUGUCAGAUAUAAAAAAUAUCCUGGAAAAUGUUGGUUCAAACAUCACAGCCUUUACCAAAAAGCUUCCCAUUCAGGAGAUUCUAACAGAUUUCACGAUAUAUCUCACUCAGAGUGAAGCGUAUGUUGAAGAUUAUUUUCCAUUAGUGGAGCAAUAUGAUUUCUACAGGUGGCUGGCCUGCUUAAUCCUAUGCUGCAUGGUGAUCCUGAUCCUGGUCUUUUUCUACCUGGGAUUAUUAUGUGGUACGUGUGACUAUGACAAAAAUGCAACACCAACAACCAGAGGCUGUGUCUCAAAUACUGGAGGAAAUUUCCUGAUGGCUGGAGUUACUUUCAGCUUCCUCUUCUCCUGGGUUCUGAUGCUGACAGUGGUGGUCACUUUCAUUGCCGGUGGAAAUAUGGAGAAGCUGAUAUGUGAAUCGUUUGAUGACAAGACUUUAUUCCAAAUUUUGGACACACCCUACUUGCUUAAUCGGCAGUGGAAACACUAUUUAUCUGGCAUCAUUCUGAAAAACCCAGAUAUUGACUUGACAUUUGAAAAAGUUUACAGUGACUGCAAGGAAAAUAAAGGCAUUUAUGCCACUCUCCGCUUGGAAAACCUCUUCAAUAUCCAUAAAAUCCUAAACAUCAGCAUGUAUGCAGAAGAUGUGUCACUUAAAAUCAAGCAUAUCAAUAUAAAUUUAAGCAAUAUAGUUUUACUGAGCAACGCUGGGAAAGAGAACCUGUUGAAUUUUGGUCAUUCUGGAAUAAAUGAAAUAAGCUUUGCAGCAUACCUGUCAGAGAUUAACAAGAGCAUCACCAAAAUUGAUCUAUUGUUAUAUGCUAAUGAUUUGGAAGCAAGAGCAGAUCAGCUGCCCAAAGGAGCAUUAGAAAACGCUUUGAAAGGACAUGCAAAUACGAUUCGGCUGAUACAUAACCAGCAAGUUGUUCCGUUGGAACAAGGAAUGAAAUAUGUUAGAGCUAGGAGUACUUUAAACCAGAGUAUUCGGUUACUACAGAAAACUUCAUUAGAACUUUCAGAAAAGGUGAGAAGUGUAAUCAGUGCCAUUGAAUUCACUCAACUUCUUAUAAACAACAAUGCUUCAGUUAUAAUUGUCCAGGAAGCUAAGAAAUACAUGGAUACUAUCUUAGGUUACUUUGAGCAGUAUUCAAUGUGGGUAAAGGAUUCGAUUACUACACAAGUAGCAACCUGUAAACCAAUUGCAAAUACGAUUGAUACAGCUGUCGAUAUUUUUCUGUGCAGCUAUGUAAUGGAUUCUUUGAAUGCCUUUUGGUUUGGACUAGGAGGCUGCUGCAUCUUGCUGAUCCCUGCCAUUAUUUGUGCGGUGAAAUUAGCCAAAUUCUACCGCAGGAUGGAUACCGAGGACGUGUAUGAUGAUGUUGAAACUAUGCCCAUGAAAAAUUUGGAAAAUGGUAAUAUUGGUUAUCAUAAAGAGCAAUUAUAUGGUAUACACAAUCCAGUUAUGACAAGCUCUGUGGAACAGUGGUAACUCAGACUGGAACUAUUAACCCUUCUGGAAACAACAGUUUCUCCUCAAGGAAAGCUAAGCUGAACCAUCAUGUUUGAAGAUAGCACAGCAAACUGAUCUUGCAUAAAAAAAGAAUUACUGAAUCUUUGGUCAUAAAGUGAAGGCAGGUUAAUGGCAAUUGGGCCACCUGGCCUCGGUUUUGCUGCCAAGAAACCAUUAAAACUGUUAUGGGCUUUGUUCUUGUUUCAUAAAAUAAUUUUCAUUUUUUUUUCUUGUACCAUAUAAAUGAAAUGAAACAGGUCUAAAUGGAUAUUGUCCUCAUUUUAUUUUAUUUUUGCUUCACCUGAAUUGUUUGUUCAAAAUGAAUUAGAUUCUUCUUAAAAUAUCCAAUGAUGUUUGUACGCUAUAUAAAAAUAUGUUUACAUGAAAAAUUAUUUGAAUACAGAGACUUUUGUACCUGAGUUUUUUACAGCUGUCUCGCAACAGACUUUUAAACAACAUUUGUUAUCUUUCAUAAGUAACCUGUUCAGUGUUCAACAUUUCUCUGGUGCUGUUAAAAAUGAAGGGGAAAAAAAAGCAAGUAUGGAACUAUGGAUCCUGUCUUGUGCUGUUUUCAGAAAUAUGAAUGUAAAUGAAGUAAAUCACUUUUUC